Molecule: messenger RNA, 492 nt
Organism: Echinostoma caproni
Lineage: Eukaryota; Metazoa; Platyhelminthes; Trematoda; Plagiorchiida; Echinostomatidae
Source: the annotation of a GenBank genome assembly
AUGACAUUAUUAUAUAACAUGAACACCCGUACUCCAAUCACUUCAGGUGGAAAUCCCCUCUUAGCCUCCGUCUGGGGUUCUCUUGCGGCUGGUCCGUUCAGUUUGAUGCAUGCUGGUUACGGUUUAGGUGCUGCAGUUGCUCCUCUUCUUGUGGCCCCGUUCACUAUUCGACCAUACAUUGAGAAUGAAACAAAAACAUUGAACACAACUAAUUCAACAGUGCAGCUCGCGGAUGCGGUAGACAGUGACGAGGUGAACAAUCCACUGAACGCCCUGCUCAGUCCGAAUUCCACUGAAUCCGCUCUGAUUCAACCCGUUGUUCCGUAUAGCCUGGUUGGAUUGGUUCUUCUUAUUUGUGCCGCUUUCUUCAUUCCAUUCGAUGGGAUUCCAUGGAGCCGAUUGUGCCGUUCCCACGCGGGAUCACCGUUGACGCGACAACCCAAUGUGGUAAGUUUGUAUCCUCUCCCUCCCCCAGAAAACGUCAUUGAAUGA